AUGCCCCCCCCACCCUACACGGAGCAGGGUUAUACUCAGGGCGACCAAUACACAUUGCCCCAGCAGAAUACGAACCCUGGCUACGAUCAAAAAUACGAAUCAGCUGCAAAUAUGUCGCAAGGCCACGCCACUCCACAGUCGCAGUAUGCGCCAGAAGGGGCGAAUGCCUCAUAUUAUAAUGGAGAGCCAGUCUUAGACCCGAACGAUCCUAACGGUGAAAAGGGUCUUGGGUCAACUGUUGUUGGUGGUGCAGCUGGUGGAUACAUGGGCCACAAGAUGGGCGGUGGCUGGAGCACCGCUGCAGGGGCCGCUAUAGGGGCCGUCGCCAUGAACGUCUUGUCCCACAAGAUGUAA
Molecule: messenger RNA, 354 nt
Organism: Penicillium cosmopolitanum
Lineage: Eukaryota; Fungi; Ascomycota; Eurotiomycetes; Eurotiales; Aspergillaceae
Exons: 1
Coding region: 1-354 (117 amino acids)
Cellular component (GO): outer membrane
Source: RefSeq, a predicted model, not a curated record